This is a messenger RNA of Quercus lobata, 339 nucleotides long. RefSeq lists its product as uncharacterized. The coding region runs from base 1 to 339 and encodes 112 amino acids. Gene Ontology annotation, molecular function: zinc ion binding. The transcript has 2 exons. Lineage: Eukaryota; Viridiplantae; Streptophyta; Magnoliopsida; Fagales; Fagaceae. The record is from RefSeq and is a predicted model, not a curated record.
AUGGAAGCAAGCUGUUCAACAAGUUCCAGUGUGAGGAAGAGAGCACCAAUAACGUGCUACUGUAAUAAAAAACCUGUCCUAGUUGUGGCGUGGACUGAAGACAACCCUGGCAGAAGGUUCUAUGGUUGUCCAAACUACUGGGUGGGGCGAAAGUGUAGGUUCUUCCAAUGGCGUGAUGAUGAGAUAUGUGAACGUGGUAAGGUGCUUAUCCCACAGCAAAGGCAAAGGAUUAUCAAACUUAAGGCUGAACUUGCAGACUGCAAAAAGAGAGAGAAGUUUUUAGUUGUAGUUGUGGCAUUGUUAGUGGUGAUAUUUGCAGUUCUAUGUUUGCUUAGGUAG